AUGUCCGCGAAAGCAGUGAGUGAAUUGAGCGGUAAAGAAUUAUUAUACCGACAUUUAUCGGAUUUGCAGUAUGUUAAUAAGCCAUUUGCAAUAAGAAUUCGAGAAAAUGAUUGUUUCGAUUCGAUCAUUGAAAAUUUCGAAUGGGUUAAAAGUGCUCAAAAAGUAGUCAUUAAACCAGAUCAAUUGAUCAAAAGACGUGGCAAGCAUGGUUUAAUUAAAUGUGGUAAUUUGAAAGAAGUACGCGAUUGGUUUAACGAAAAGAAAGGUCAAAAUAUUCAGAUUGGCAAAACUAUUGGUCGAUUGCAUAAUUUUAUCAUUGAACCAUUUUGUGAACAUAACGAUUUGCACGAAAUGUAUCUCGCAGUUUUUAGUCAAAGGCAAGAGGAUGUAAUACUUUUCUAUGAACAUGGUGGUGUAAACGUUGGAGAUGUCGAUGCAAAGUUUCUAAAUCAUUUUUUAAAAUUUAGAUCAAUUGGCGAAUUCGUACAAAAACUCUAUGAUAUCUAUGUUGAAAAUCAUUUCACCUACUUGGAGAUUAAUCCACUUGUAAUAAAAGAUGGAAAAAUAUAUAUCUUGGAUUUGGCUGCUAAGCUUGAUGAAACGGCUCUGUUUCUUUGUUCAGAACUAUGGAAAACUCGUGAUGGGCAUCCACUUGAAUUUCCAGCUCCGUUUGGUAGAAGUCUGACAGUUGAGGAGCAGUAUAUUGCGGAAUUAGAUUCAAAAACCGGUGCUUCAUUAAAAUUGGUCAUAUUGAACCGAAAAGGUCGCAUUUGGACAAUGGUAGCUGGCGGAGGUGCAUCUGUUGUUUUUGCUGAUACGGUUUGUGACUUGGGAGGAGCGAGUGAACUUGCAAAUUAUGGUGAAUACUCUGGCGAUCCAAGUGAAACAUUGACUUAUGAAUAUGCAAAGACAAUUCUCGGUGUUAUGACAGAAGGUGAGCCAAAUCCAAAUGGAAAAGUGUUAAUAAUUGGUGGAUCUAUCGCUAAUUUUACUAAUGUUGCAGCUACUUUUAAGGGAAUAGUUCGUGCAUUUCAAACAUUCCAAACAAGGCUUCGCGAACAUAAAGUUACUAUUUUUGUUCGUCGAGGUGGACCCAACUAUCAAGAAGGCUUACGAAGGAUUAAAGAAAGCGGUGCGAAAUUUAAUUUGCCGAUAUUUGUGUAUGGUCCCGAAACGCAUAUGACAAGUAUUGUAGCUGCUGCCUUGAAGCUUCGCCCUCUUCCAGAGAGUCCAGCUGCUCCACAAACUACUGGUCAAUUCCUUCUGCAACCGGAACGCUUUGCAGCUGGAACCAUACGAUCGGAACCAUUACGUAACGUAGCAACUUCACCCAGGCGAACAGUUUCUGGUGAAAAUUCUGCCUUGGUGGUAGAUGGUUGCCCAUUAUUACCUUUAAUAAAUCUUUUCGAUUGUGAUACCAAAGCAAUCGUUUGGGGACAGCAAAUAAAAGCUAUACAGGGAAUGUUAGACUUCGAUUUCGUAUGUGGUCGUGAACAACCUUCGGUAGUGGCUUCUACUUAUCCAUUUACGGGUGAUCAUAAACAGAAAUUUUAUUUUGGACACAAGGAAAUCUUAAUAUCAGCCUAUAAAUCAAUGAAAAAGGCUAUAAUAUCUCAUCCAAGUGCGUCAGUGAUGGUCACUUUCGCUUCACUUCGAUCAGUCUAUGAAAUGGUUUUGGAAGCUAUGGAAUUUCCUCAAAUUCGUGUAAUUGCGAUCAUUGCUGAAGGUGUUCCGGAAAAUUUGUCGAGAAAAAUAAUCAAGAUCGCUAACGAAAAGGGUGUUAUGAUAAUUGGUCCUGCAACAGUUGGUGGCAUAAAACCUGGCUGCUUUAAAAUUGGUAAUACUGGUGGUAUGAUGGAUAAUAUACUUUCUUCAAAGUUAUAUCGUCCGGGAAGUGUGGCUUAUGUUUCGCGUUCCGGAGGAAUGUCAAAUGAACUCAAUAAUAUUAUCUCACAGAAUUCCGAUGGAGUUUAUGAAGGUAUUGCUAUCGGCGGUGAUCGCUAUCCGGGAAGCACAUUCGUCGAUCAUUUAAUGCGUCACGAAAGAGACGAAAGAGUAAAAAUUAUGGUUCUUCUCGGCGAACUUGGUGGUGAUUUAGAAUAUAAAGUGGUGGAGGCUCUUAAAAAUAAGAGAAUUACCAAACCUCUCGUUGCUUGGUGCAUUGGGACUUGUGCCGAUUACAUUACUUCAGAGGUUCAAUUUGGUCAUGCUGGUGCCUCAGCAAAUGCUAAAUCUGAAACAGCAGUUGCAAAAAAUUCUGCUUUGCGUGAUGCGGGUGCUAUAGUACCGAAUUCUUUCGAUGAUCUUGGUCACCAAAUUGCGAAGAUAUACGAAAAACUAGUUAAGGAUGGCAUAAUUGUUGUGCAGCAGGAAGUUCCACCACCAGCAGUGCCUAUGGACUAUGCUUGGGCAAGGGAACUCGGGUUAAUUAGGAAGCCUGCAUCUUUCAUGACGUCAAUUUGUGAUGAAAGAGGCGAGGAACUUUUAUAUGCGGGGGUACCAAUUUCUAGAGUGCUCGAGCAAGGACUUGGAAUUGGUGGAGUAUUGAGUUUACUUUGGUUUCAAAAACGACUUCCCGACUAUGCUAACAAAUUUAUUGAAAUAUGUUUGAUGUUAACUGCUGAUCAUGGACCAGCUGUAAGUGGUGCUCAUAAUGCUAUAGUAUGCGCAAGGGCUGGAAAGGACCUUGUUUCAUCACUUGCAUCUGGAUUAUUAACCAUUGGUGAUCGAUUUGGAGGUGCACUUGAUGGCGCUGCACGUCAAUUUAGUGAAGCUUUUGAUAAAGGAUUAUCGCCAAUGCAGUUUGUUAAUGAACAACGUCGUAUUGGAAAAUUUAUAAUGGGAAUUGGUCACCGUGUUAAAUCGAUCAAUAAUCCUGACAAGCGUGUGGAAAUUCUCAAAAAUUUCGCUCUCGAUCGUAACAAAUUCAAGCAAGAAACUCCUUUAUUUGAAUAUGCUCUAAAAGUUGAAGAAAUUACGACAGCAAAGAAACCAAAUUUAAUUUUGAAUGUGGAUGGAGCCAUAGGUGUUUUAUUUGUUGAUGUUUUACGUUGUUCUGGAAUGUUUACACCUACAGAAGCUCAAGAAACUGUUGAAAUUGGAGCGUUGAAUGGUCUCUUUGUUCUUGGUCGCAGCAUUGGGUUUAUUGGGCAUUACUUGGAUCAGCGGAGAUUAAAGCAAGGAUUAUAUCGUCAUCCAUGGGACGAUAUAACGUAUGUUAUGCCUGAGGGUGAAUUUGGAAUGGAUAAUAUGAGCUGCACGAUCUUACCAUCAUGA
Molecule: messenger RNA, 3276 nt
Organism: Dracunculus medinensis (Guinea worm)
Lineage: Eukaryota; Metazoa; Nematoda; Chromadorea; Rhabditida; Dracunculidae
Source: the annotation of a GenBank genome assembly